Molecule: messenger RNA, 951 nt
Organism: Menidia menidia (Atlantic silverside)
Lineage: Eukaryota; Metazoa; Chordata; Actinopteri; Atheriniformes; Atherinopsidae
Source: the annotation of a GenBank genome assembly
AUGCUUCUCUUAAAUAGUGGCUCCUCAUUUUACUCUGAGCAUAUUUCACAAGGGGACUUCUCCGCUUCUAAAUAUCGUAACCUGGCCCUGUCUGGGAGAGCGACUCAGUCACAUCAAUGGAACAGUGCCCUUCUUCAUGCCUCAAAUGCUAUUGAUGGAAAUCGUGAUUCCCAUCAAGCAACAGCAUCAUGUUCAUCAACAAUCCAACAAACCAACCCCUGGUGGAGGGUGGACCUGUUGGGGUCCUACAUCAUUACCUCCAUCCAUGUCACCAACAGAGGAGACUGCUGUGCAGGAUACAUCAAUGGCGCUGAAAUUCAUGUUGGUAACUCCCUACGAGAAAACGGCGUCGUAAACCCAGUGGUUGCUGUGAUUCCUUCCAUCCCACUUGGCAGAACUUUAGCUAUAACCUUAUCCAGAGAGGUGCGGGGUCGUUACGUGGUUGUAGUCCUGCCUGGUUCCGGAAGAAUCCUGACCUUCUGUGAAGUGGAAGUCUAUGGUUACCCUGUCCCAACUGGGAACCUGGCGGUUUACGGAAAAGCUUCCCAGUCGUCAGUGCACAGUGGAGGCGUUGCUUACUAUGCCAUCGAUGGGAACCGCAACAGCUUCUGGGCCGAGGAUUCUUGCAGCCUCACAGCGAACGACUUCUACCCCUGGUGGCGGCUGGACCUGGGCAGCACCCAUAAGGUGUUUUCUGUAAACGUAACCAACUGCGCAGACGACGGACACAAACUGUUCAUCAAUGGAGCCGAAAUUCGAAUCGGAGAUUCUCCAGAAAACAAUGGAAACCUCAAUCCAAGGUGUGCGGUGAUCUCAGGAAUUCCAGCAGGCUUCACUCAAAGCUUCCAGUGCAACGGGAUGGACGGCCGGUACGUCAACAUUGCCAUUCCUGGAAGAGUCCAGCAUCUGUGCCUGGCUGAGGUGGAGGUGUACGGCUCCAGACUGGACUGA